AUGCCCAGUCCUGUCCUCCAGUCAGCCAGUCGGCGUGCUAGUUGGUCAUCGGGCCAGACUCGCGUCUCAUUGGCUCGUGCGCCCGACGCCUGGGCCAAUCAACGCGCCCUCAUCUUCCCCACUUGGGGCAAAGCCGUGGCCGUCUCAGCUGCUCCGGCUUCAGAUGGCUGUGGGCAGAAUUGUCGAUGCCACUGCCUACAUCUCUCCCUCGACUCUCCUCUAUCUCUAUCUCUCUCUCCCUCUCGCUCACACACGCACACGCACACUCAGCUUGGAAGUCGAGGGCAUGCGGAAAAUGUGCCCAUGCUCGCCGAGACGGGCUGUCAAGUUGUGCAAAAACGAGCCGUUGAACUCGAUGGCAGGACUUUUGGAUUUACACGCUUCUCUGCCGUCCGCACGUUUACCACUCAGGCCCGAUGGAUGAGAUCGCAUCCUCCCACCUCCUUGCAUGUAAGCGCUCACUUGUUGCCCACCUUCCUUUCUUUCCCUUGUCACCGUUGCGCCCACUUUUGCGUUGUUGUCUGUUGGUGUGCCCACCGGCUACAGGCUGCUCGUGCGCCGGCGCAUGCAUCGCUGAGCUGGAGGGGACCGCUGGUGGGGUCGCGAAGACCAGCUGGGAUUGGUCAAUCAUUUGGUUGUCGUGGCGAUGUAAGCAGUUUGCGCGCCAGCGCCUGCUUUCGUGAGACUUGUCACUUUGACGAGUGGGUGAUGGCGGGGGUGGGGGUGUGGCGAGUCGACGGUCCGAUGGUGGAAAUGUCGAGUGGCUCGGCGGGCACGCGGAACACGAGGUGGAAGCGACGCCGACGACACGUGCUCUCUCGUCGCCGCCGCAAUUCGUCGCGCAAGUUGUUCAAGUCAACAACACCACGUUGGCCUCACACCUGA
Protopolystoma xenopodis is the source of this 885-nucleotide messenger RNA. The record is from the annotation of a GenBank genome assembly. Lineage: Eukaryota; Metazoa; Platyhelminthes; Monogenea; Polystomatidea; Polystomatidae.